GCCGCCGGGGUGCGCGGGGCGGCUGCCAGGAGCGGGGUUCUCUCCCAGAACGCUCUCUUUCGAAUGCCGGCGCCGCCGGAAGAAGGGGCUCUCCCGAGCAAUGCUGGGUUUGAGUAUCGCUCCCAAACUCCUACCCUAAGUGACGUUCACCUUUUUCCUACACCCGGCCGUAGAGAAAGGAGGAAAGUUAAGGCCGAAAGAAUUUAGGGUGCGCCCCCAGGGGUUGUUUUGUCAAGACGCUCCUAUUGCGAAAUCUGCGGUUGAAAAGAAACCUUUUAUUUUUAAUAAGAAGAGAAUGGAUGGAGAAGAGAAAACAUACGGUGGGUGUGAGGGCCCAGAUGCUAUGUAUGUGAAGUUAAUAUCCUCUGAUGGCCAUGAGUUCAUUGUAAAAAGAGAGCAUGCAUUAACAUCAGGAACAAUAAAAGCUAUGUUGAGUGGACCAGGUCAGUUUGCAGAAAAUGAAACAAAUGAGGUGAAUUUUAGAGAGAUCCCAUCCCAUGUCCUAUCCAAAGUAUGCAUGUAUUUCACCUACAAGGUCCGCUAUACUAACAGCUCUACGGAGAUUCCUGAAUUCCCAAUUGCACCUGAAAUUGCACUGGAACUUCUGAUGGCUGCAAACUUCUUAGAUUGUUAAAUAAAAUAAAUUAUAAUAAAAAAUGUAAAA
Molecule: messenger RNA, 664 nt
Organism: Ficedula albicollis (Collared flycatcher)
Lineage: Eukaryota; Metazoa; Chordata; Aves; Passeriformes; Muscicapidae
Gene: ELOC
Product: transcription elongation factor B subunit 1
Exons: 4
Coding region: 296-634 (112 amino acids)
Biological process (GO): ubiquitin-dependent protein catabolic process
Cellular component (GO): elongin complex
Molecular function (GO): protein-macromolecule adaptor activity
Source: RefSeq, a predicted model, not a curated record